Molecule: messenger RNA, 927 nt
Organism: Mollisia scopiformis
Lineage: Eukaryota; Fungi; Ascomycota; Leotiomycetes; Helotiales; Mollisiaceae
Product: putative alpha/beta hydrolase protein
Exons: 1
Molecular function (GO): hydrolase activity
Source: RefSeq, a predicted model, not a curated record
UUUGAUCCAGCCCUUGACGAAGCAUUCAAAAGCUUCCCUAAUCUCCCCGCAACCAUCACACUAGAAAGUCUACAAGAACUCAGAACUCAACUCGAGCCCCUCUACACAGCCGAAAAAGUCUUCACAGACCCUGAAUUUGCUCAUGAAGAUAUCACGAUCUCCGGCCCUGAUGGAGAGAUUAUCCUAGCCGUAGUUAAAUGGAAGAAAUCCCAGUCCGACCGAAGACCUUGCCUCUAUUACAUGCACGGCGGCGGCAUGAUCCUAGGAAACAGAUUUACCUUCGGCGACGCACUCGAUUGGGUAAAAGAACUACGCGCAAUUCUCGUCUCUGUCGAGUACCGCAUGCCGCCCGAACAUCCACAUCCAGCACCAGUAGAGGAUUGCUACGCAGGUCUGAAAUGGAUCUCGGAACAUGCUUCGGAGCUUGGUAUCAAUGAAGUCAGAAUUAUGACUGUUGGUCCUUUUGGAGGAGGAUGCGUUGCUGCUGGACUUGCUCUUCUAGCACGGGAUAGAGGCGGUCCUCGAAUUCAUGCUCAAUGUCUGCCUUAUCCUAUGCUUGAUGAUCGUAUGGAGAAUGUAUCGUCAAAGCAGUAUUUCAACAUUGGUAAAUGGCAAGGAGGGAUCAACGAACCGGCCUGGAAUUUUCUCCUAGACGGUAAACGAGGUGCGGAAGAUGUCAGUAUAUAUGCAGCUCCAGCACGAGCGACGGAUUUGUCGAGGUUACCGCCAACAUGGCUUGAUGUUGGAGCUGCGGAGCUGUUCAGGGAUGAGGUUGUUGCUUAUGCCUCAAAAUUGUGGGAGGGUGGGGUGCAGGCUGAGCUGCACGUUUGGCCUGGGUGUUGGCAUGCUUUUGAUGCUUAUGCGCCGGAUUCUGCUCUGAGUCGAUUGUCCAGGGAGACUAGGAUGAAGUGGAUGAAGAGAGUUUUA